This is a messenger RNA of Dentiscutata heterogama, 122 nucleotides long. NCBI's taxonomy places the organism in Eukaryota, Fungi, Glomeromycota, Glomeromycetes, Diversisporales, Gigasporaceae. The record is from the annotation of a GenBank genome assembly.
GUAGCGCGCCCACAAAAUUGCCCGUAACUUUGACUGAGAAUAAAGCGUUGAGAAUUAUUUCCACAAUUGUGAAAAUAAUUCUCCUGCGCCAUGUUUAUGUCGUAGAGAUGAUUGGUCCUUGA